AUGGUGCGGAUCAAGGACAUGAUCGGAGGUCUGAUCGAGAAGGAACGUCUGAAGGUCGUUCUGAAUCUCAAGGCGGUCGAUCACAUCAACUACUUGAGCAUCGGGGUGCUGCUCGACCGUUUGAGAUUGUUGCGCGAAAUGAAUGGCGACCUGAAGCUCUCGGGCAUGGACCCCCAUCUGAAGGAUAUCUUCCGGGUCGUGGGCAUGGACGGGGUCUUCGAGUUCUACGCUUCCUUGGACGAUGCCAUCGAGAGUUUCGACGAGGAUUGGGAUGGGGCGGCCACCUGCCACUGA
Messenger RNA from Geodia barretti, 294 nucleotides. NCBI's taxonomy places the organism in Eukaryota, Metazoa, Porifera, Demospongiae, Tetractinellida, Geodiidae. The record is from the annotation of a GenBank genome assembly.